UGGAUGGAAUCUAGCCGCUACCGUGCUGAACACUGUGUUGUAGUUGUUGCUGUGCUGUGUGUUGAGUAGUUAUUUUGUGUUAUAUACACACUAAGCUCUGCUUGUGUGUAAUAGCUGUCACUAUUCUGAGGAUUUUUGUAAAAAGUGUGAUUUUGUUUUUGUGUAUUGCUUUCCCAUUGCUAGUGAUUUGAGGAAGUAUCUUUUCAGACAGUAUAGGGAUGUUAGGUUUGUUUGCAUUGUUUCUCCCUAUCUAAACCCGUUCUUAUUUACUUUAUAUAUAACUUUAAUGUUCUUACAGCUUUAGUGUGUUUUUCUGUACUUUGCAAACGUUCUUGAAACUAGAUCGUUUUAAUUCGUGUGCAAUAGUAUAUUUUUUGUUUGCUCGAAGUCAUUACUUUGUAAUUAACUUCCUUGUUUUACCCUUGUAAAAUUGUAUCCUCUAUUGAGUUUUCCUAUGCCAGCCGCGGGUUUUGCAUAGCUCUAGAUGUGACUGUGCUGUGUUUAUAUCAGCAUCUGCUGAGUGUGCAGUACUCAUUAUCAGUGGGUAAGUGCUAGGCUUUGUAGAGCUUAGCAAUAUUAUAUAGCUUAUCUCAAUAUCUGUUUAAUAACUGAUGCCUCUGUAGAGCUUCAUAUGUGUUCUGGCUUUAGAAUAAUAAUAAUUGACAAUCUUGCACAAUACACAUUAUCAGUGACUAGUAUUUAUAACUUCUCUCCAACCAGAGCAGUAGUUUGUUUGUUUACAUGAUGUUUGUUUGUAGACCCCUUGUGCUAUGCUUGAUUGCAUGUGGUCUGUGUUUGACCUCCCAUAAUGAGGAUAUAUUACUGAGUGUAGACUUCAUGCCUCUUUCACCAUGGGCAGAGGAAGUCUCUCUCUCUGAGAUCCCUUAUUUCCAGUCUCCAGAUGUUUUCCAGGACCCGCACAAUUGCUCUCAACUUCUCCCUGAAUUUGCUAAUGUCAGUGCUGCGCUCAGUGGGUGUCUGGUACUGAGAGCUAGACCAGCCCGGCUUUGUCAAGGCUGCUACCAAAACUACGUGCAACUUGUAGGAAUCAUGCAGAAGAUAAAUCAGAAGUUUCAGAAUACCUCUGACAGUUGUGCAAAAAGCCUCCUGCAGUCUGACCGGGUUCAGUUGCUUGUGAUUAUGAAUGAAUUCUUUGAGCAAACAUGGUCGGAUUCCAAGUGCACACAGUGUUUGGAGAAAAAUAGCACAGCUAUGUUAACAAGCACCAUAAAAUUUAUGGCAUUAUUUGAUGAAGUGAAUACAUGCUUUCACAACAACAUGCAGGCGCCUUCAGUUUAUGUGCAACAACGAAAUCUCUCAAGAGUAUGUGCAAACUGUAGUGCCAUUUACAAAAAUCUCAGUGCUUUGUACAGCGAGCUAGAAAACGCAAAUGAGUUGUGCAUAGACCUGGAAGAUGCAAUGAACAGCACCCGCCAUCUUUGGAGCACAAUGUUCAACUGCACAGUACCUUGUACUGACACCGUUCCAGUUAUUGCAGUGUCUGCAUUUAUUAUUUUCCUGCCUGUAGUUUUCUAUCUCAGCAGUUUCCUCCAUUCCGAGCAAAAGAAACGCAAACUCAUUUUACCCAAACGUAUAAAAUCGAAUGCUGCGAUAAACAUACAAGACAAAAGUAGCUGAACUUUUUACUUUGGACUAACGGUCUUACACUGAAAUUAUGGUAUUUUGUCAGAUGCCCCUGUUCCCUCCUGUAUGAGGACCCUGCAGUCGGAUGAAAUAACGACUAUUGACAACUUGUCCGAUUCUGUUGUACAUACUCACUUGUCUGCGUAUGACUUGCUAUUCAUUUUUGCAGCAAAUAUAGAAUUCCAUAUUUCCACACAGAGCACAGAACUGAAAAAGUUAGAAAUCAUUUUAUUUUACUAAUAAUCUUCUGGAGGAAUUCAUUGAGUAAUCCUUUUUUUUUUUUUUUUUUUUUUUUUUUUUAAACAAUUUAUUAGUUACAAAAGUAUUAAGACAUUUUUAUUUUAUUUUAUAACUAGGUACACUGAAUACAUGUUGCACUGUAAUGAUCUAUUAAAAUAAUAAUAUAAAACGCACACAAUGUUUAUUGAGACAAAUGUGUAUAUUAUUUUUGGGAGAAAAAUGUGUUUUUAUUAGAUAUAUGUAGAAUAAUCCAAAGCAUUUAGAGCCACAAGUAAAGUCCAUGUAAUGUAAAGCCCUGAUUUGUAUAUAUUCUGCCAUUUUACCCCAUAAAUGUUAGGCAUUGGAAGAAAUGGUUCAUUUUGACAUAAAGGUUUUUGUCUUGUGUUUGUGAUCUCAUUGAGAAGGUGAAUUGGAGGCUUUUGUUUUGACGUUCCUAGUGCUCCAGUUUAAACUCAUUUGGAUUAGAUCAGCAGCCGUCUGCCAUGUAGACUCUGAAAGCAUUACCUUGAUCUGGCGAAUCAUAUGAUUGAGAGCUGUUCAAAGCAAUCUUUCAUUUAUGCUAAUAAAUAGCUAGUUUAUACGUGCCAAGCUACAGAAUGACAGCUUUCAUACCGUAAUCAGUGGCUUUUUGAGCACAUUCAGACUAAGUAGGUCUGAAAGUCAUUACUACAGGAUAUCCCAGUUAAGAGCUUUGCAAGUGAAGCUGCUUUCCUUUACUUUGCUGGGUUUGUUCCCAGAUGCUUUUUUUUUAUUAUUCCAAUUUGUGUAUUCCAAUUUUUUUUUUAUUCAAUAAGAUCUGCAAAAGUAUUAUCGUUUUUACAUUUGAUAUUCUGUUAUUCAGCUAAGCAAAAUUGUUUUGAAACAUAUCAAAUUAUUUAAUAUAUAAAACUUUGUGAAAUCCUCAAUAAAAAUGUUAAAAUGUG
This is a messenger RNA of Bombina bombina (fire-bellied toad), 2807 nucleotides long. RefSeq names its product osteoclastogenesis associated transmembrane protein 1 (gene OSTM1). Gene Ontology annotation, cellular component: cytosol. Lineage: Eukaryota; Metazoa; Chordata; Amphibia; Anura; Bombinatoridae. The transcript has 6 exons. The record is from RefSeq and is a predicted model, not a curated record. The coding region runs from base 742 to 1638 and encodes 298 amino acids.